UUCAUUUUUGCAUUAAUAAAUGGUUAAACCUUGCUAUGCGGCUUUCGCCGCAUCGAGUAUUUAUGAAAAUUAUAGCAAAUAAUGUUACAACGGCGAUUGAACAAGUGACUGCUUAUGAUAGAGAUCCAGCUCCAUAUUUUUUUGAUCAAGAGGUACAGAAGCUUCUACAAAUUUUAACACGUCCAAUUCCUGAAAAAGUCUUUCGUCCACGUAUGAAUGGUGUUAAUAUAACAACUCCAGAAUACAGAUUUAUGACGAAUGAAGAACUUGAAAUUGCACGCAAGGAAUCAGAAAUAAAAAUGUGGGAUCUUUUACAAAUACCUCCAAUUGUUAAAAUAAGAGAAGAAGAUAUUAGAAUUUUAUCUAAAGAUCCAGCUAUACAGGGAUAUACCGAUGCAAAACAUGUUUUCACUGAUAUAACGUUUGGAGUGUCAAAUAAAUAUCGUUUAAUCGUAGUUAGAGAACCGAAUGGGAUCUUAAGAACUGUGACGCACACCGAGAGAGAUAGGUUAAACCAAAUAUAUUUUCCAAUACCUGGACGUGAAAUAGAAAUGCCUAAAAUGUUCGAGGAAGAACAUUUGAAGCUCAUAUUAGAUAGAGAGGAUUAUGAAUUUAUUUUGGAUCGAGCUUGUGUACAAUUUAAUCCAGAUAAUAGUGAAUAUCACAGAGUGACACAGAGAACUUACGACGAAGUAAACAAGAAACAGAAGUAUGAUAAAUUAAGAUCAACUAGGCAUUACGGAUCAAUGAUAUUUUAUUUAGCGUGGAGCAAAAAUUUAAACAAUUUACUGCUUGAAAAUAUAGAAACAGGCAAGAUUGAAGAUGGUGCACUAGCAAUAAAACUGUAUUAUAUUUUAAAUGUAAAACAAAAAGAGAAUUUAAAAAAUAAUGACGUUGAUAUAAUAGAAGAUUUUAUAAAGAAUGAAACUAAUAUGAAUUCAAAAUUGGUAAAAGCUUUGGAAAAUUAUAAACAGAUAUCGGAAGCACGUGAAAAAUUACAGAGUAAUAUAGAAAAGAUACACCAAAAUGCUGAAAUAAAUAAUUAAUAAACAAGAGUAUUAAUAUUUUUCCUUAAUAUUAUUGUUUGCACAGACUCAGUAUAGGCAUAUAUGUAUACGUGUUUGCGAGCGUAUGUGUGCAUACGUGCGCGCGUGCGGUUUUAAUUAAUUUUUUAAUUAAUUAAUUGUUUUAUUAACAUUAUUUUCUUUUUUAUAUUUAUGAACAAUCUGAUUAAAGUAAUGUUUAAUACUAUUUGAAUGUAAAGUGACAAAUGCUACAAGGUACCAAAAAAUUAAAAAAUUUUCUACCCAAGCAGUUUGUUAAAGGUUUUAAUUUAUU
This is a messenger RNA of Ceratosolen solmsi marchali, 1338 nucleotides long. It is a transcript of the gene mRpS22, whose product is annotated as mitochondrial ribosomal protein S22. Gene Ontology annotation, molecular function: structural constituent of ribosome. Gene Ontology annotation, cellular component: mitochondrial small ribosomal subunit. The record is from RefSeq and is a predicted model, not a curated record. NCBI's taxonomy places the organism in Eukaryota, Metazoa, Arthropoda, Insecta, Hymenoptera, Agaonidae. Bases 36 to 1046 code for a protein of 336 amino acids. The transcript is spliced from 4 exons.